Messenger RNA from Symbiodinium sp. CCMP2456, 1446 nucleotides. The record is from the annotation of a GenBank genome assembly. Lineage: Eukaryota; Dinophyceae; Suessiales; Symbiodiniaceae.
AUGGGCAAGUGUGACAACAAGUCUUUCUGCAAUGCAGAUGAUGGGCCUAUGUACACACCCGAGAACGUCACCGACACCUUAGAAGUCUGGGCUCCGGAAUGCACAUCAAAGCAACUCCUGGAAGCCUUCAAGGAGUUUAGUGCGGCGCAGCCAUUCUCGCUGGUUACCUUCAGGUCACGGCCAGGUAAAGAAGGUCAGGAGACGUUGAACCUGAAGGCUUGGUGGCUACCGGCCCCCGGGGACGACGGCAGCACACCCCGCAUCGUCGUCCAGCACGGGAACAACGUUGACUUCAACGACAACACCGUCAUGCUCACUGCUUACCUUUUGCGGUCUAUCGGCUUCUCUGUCUUGCUGCCGAAUCUCCGGCACCACGGAAUCCACCGCGUGGGUCAGAGAAUCCGCUGGGGCUACGAUCUCUUUUUGGAUGUCCUGGGCGCCUGGGACUUUGCAGUAGAGGAUCCGGAGGGCUUGCUUGGCGGAGCGCUGGAUAAGAGAAAGGUGGGAGUGAUGGGCAUUUCCAUGGGCGGCUUUGCAGCCUUUACGGCCUUUGGCUACGAGCCCGACAUCCCUGCAGCGUGGAUUGACGCAGGUGUUUAUGACCUCCAGGACGAGCUUAGCUUCCAGAUCUCUGCAGCCUUGCCACUGGGUCCCGCCGAUCCUGCUUUGGCAUUGGCCAAAUGGCUUGGCUGGCAGUUCGCUAGCUUCUUCGCCGGGGCAGACAUCGGCCUCUAUGAUCCCAUAGCAAUGGUUGCCAAGGGAGCAUCGAGCAAUUUGAGACCGCGUGCUGUCCAAGUCGUCCAGGGGUUGAACGACAGCAUGGUGCCACCCAGGCAGUCACAUGCUUUGGUCGAGGCACUCCACGCCCACGGUGGAGUGUACAACGUGAGCACUCUCUUCAAGAUGUACUCGUGCGGUGGGGAGCAGUUUCCAUUCCCCACCCAUGUCCAGAUGCACACAUGGAGGCCAAACCUCUACCGAAGCGAGCUUUGUCGGUUUUGGAGCUCUGCUUUUGAGCUCUCCGCGAAGCGCUGCGAACUGAGCAGCCUCCCUCGCUUUCCGGAGUGUGCCGAAGCGGUGUGCCCAGAGUCUCCCGACAGAGCAGAGCCCGAGGUAUUCCCAGUGGCCCGGGCAUACAAGGAGGCCAUUUACUCCUUCGCCGAUGAGUGGGGUUUCGUCAUCGCAAACAGCGACCCUUCGGCCAAGGCACUGACAGCAGAGGAGGUAGAUCGUCGCAUCGCGGAGCGGGUGCCAGGAUCCCUUCAGUUCUUGGACGGCGAGAGCUACACAGGAAUUUACUGCCUGUCGAAGCGGAUGAGAAAGGACCUUUCGGAAGAGACCCGGGUCUUGUCUCGGGACAACCCGGCUGUGUUCCUGAAGCACAUGGAGGGGGUGAGCCAGUAUACCAAGGAUUCGGAUGCCUCGCAGAGCAAGGGCUAUGCGUGA